AUGAAAGAAAUUGAAAUCUUUGAAACCAAAUCUCCAGUAGAAGCUUCUAGCCCUUUGAGCGAUAAGAGAAUUCUGGAGGAGUUCGGCCCAAAAGCUUCCGACCAGUCAAAGAAGGGUUUCAACGGCGAAGGGAAAGAUAAUGAUGAUGAAUGCAGGUUUUGCCUAUUCAUGAAGGGGGGUGGGUGCAGGCAGAGCUUCAUUGCUUGGGAGAAGUGUGUGGAAGAUGCGGAGAAGAACAAGGAAGAUAUUGUGGACAAGUGUUUUAAGGUGAGUGGCUUGCUGAAGAACUGCAUGGAACAACACUCUGAUUAUUACCAUCCCAUUCUUCAAGCAAAAAAAGUCAUCGAGGCAGAGGUCGUCAAGGAGUUGGAGUGA
Molecule: messenger RNA, 375 nt
Organism: Malania oleifera
Lineage: Eukaryota; Viridiplantae; Streptophyta; Magnoliopsida; Santalales; Ximeniaceae
Exons: 1
Coding region: 1-375 (124 amino acids)
Source: RefSeq, a predicted model, not a curated record